Messenger RNA from Entrophospora candida, 816 nucleotides. The record is from the annotation of a GenBank genome assembly. Lineage: Eukaryota; Fungi; Glomeromycota; Glomeromycetes; Entrophosporales; Entrophosporaceae.
AUGGCAUUUUUGAACGCAAAUAAAAAAGCCGAAAAUAAUUACGCAUUAUUAACCUCAUUUGAGUAUGAAUCAUCUUCAAAUGAAGAAGUCAGGAUUACAACAGUAUUAUUAGUUGCAAUUGAUACAAUGGGGAUUGGUGAUAGAAGGUUAACCCCUCAAGAAAUAUUAUAUAACUUUGCAGAAACUGUCUGUGAUAUUAAAGGCGGAUUUAACCAAAUUUUAUUUGUCACCGAUGGAAGAUUUAGGGAAGAGGAAAUUGAAGCUUAUUAUUUGUUACAAACAGUUAUUUUUGGUCGAGAUAUUGUUAAUUUUACAACUAUAGUUAGAACUAAAUUUCCAGAUUUUGAAGAUGAUACUGAGUGUGAACAAGAUCGUUUAGAUAUGAUUAAGGAAAAUGACAAACUUUCUACAAUAAUUAAAGAAUGUAAAAAGGUUAUUCAUGUAGAUAAUCCACCAAUAACACAUCGUACUAAGGAAGGUGCAGAAGAAACUCGAGAAGAAUCAAGAAAAAAAAUAUUCAACCACUUAAAUACUUGUGGAAACAUUUAUUAUCCACCAAAUUUAGUUGAAAUGAAUGUUAGAAUAAAAGAGUACAUGACGGGUAUAGAAAAAUUAGAAAAUGAGCUUGAAGAUUUGAAAAAGCAAAAUGUAGUAGUUUAUAAUCCAUCAACUAGUAGUGAUGAUGGUUCAGAAGAAGGAUCCGUUAGGCCAGUCCGCAAAACCGGAAGAUGGAAAUUCUGUGGAUUCUGUGGAUUAUGGGGAUUAUGGGGAUUCUUGGUUAGAUUUUAUCGGUUUUUGUGUGGUACAUCUCAGUAA